AUGAAAAACAACAGACGACCACGGAGCACCAGCGCGAAACCUGUUGCCAUUGGACUCUACGGAGUCCCCGGCGCAGGCAAGACGACUUUGCUUCGCCAACUCAAAGGUGAGCUUGGCGAAGAUCAUUUUUUAUGGUGCGAGGGCUCGGAACGACUUGCCAAGCUAAUUGAAGGCGGGCUGGAUGCCUUCAAGGCUUCCUCAGAGGCUAUGAAGGAGAGUUUGCGGAAGGCAUGCAUCAAGCAGAUUGGGCGAGAGGGCGAAGAGCAGCGGAGGGUUGUCUGGACGGACGCAGAUGCAGACACAUUCACCCAUAUCUUCUACCUCGACUCACCUCCUUCGGUCAUCCUGAAUCGACAUGCAGACGAUAAUGGUCACAAUCGACGAAUCCGUUCUGCGAUUACAGAGAUCGAAUUGCAAGAAUGGCAGGACAGGGAGAAGAUCAGUCUCCAGACUGUAUGCGCGGAUAAGAACAUCGUAUUCGAGGUUGUCAGCGGUCUCUAUCCGUUCGAGGCAAUCUUAAACCCGAUUACCUACUAUGUCAACGACGCUAUCUUCAACAUAAGCCGCGCACUGGUCGAACUUGAUCACAGGAUGGCAAAUAUGGUGAACAACUGCCAGCUACAAAAGAUGUUUGUGUUCGAUGCGAACAAGACUUUGGCUGCUCAAGAUACUGGCAACAUGUUCUGGGAGAAGCGUGGUCGUCGAAACCGACUGAAAGAGGUAUUUAGUGAGUCAAGAGGCUACUCGUACGAUAGCUUUCGCAAGGUCUGCGACAUAUACGAUGACGAGUGCGACGUGGAGGACUACGAGAAGUCUUGCAAGGAUGUUGCCAAAGAGGUCGUUAUUCAUCCAGAGCUCAUGGCGUUUCUGGACCAUGUCAAGGACGAAGCACAUGUCGGCGCAGUCGUGCUCACUGCUGGUCUUGGGUCAAUCUGGAAGGAAGCCAUAGCAACCUAUGAUUUGUCACGCGCUGCUUUCGUCAUCGGCAAUGGUCAAUCAAGCAAUGGCUUCGUUGUCACUCCUGAGGUCAAGCGAGCCAUUAUCGCUAGACUGCAGCAGCGCCAUCAGACGUUCGUGUAUGCCUUCGGAGACAGUGAAGUCGAUGUUCCUAUGCUCAAGCAAGCAGAUGAGGCGAUCGUGGUCGUUCACGAAAGCAAAGAGAGUGACAGCAUCGAUACCGUUUUGAACAAUGCAAUCAAGACGGGUGAACUGCAAGCGAAACAGCUAGUUUUGGGAUCGAACACCCGACAGCGUCUUGACAGUCAAAAGCUGCCGUUCAUCAGCUUGGCGAAACUCGAUACCAGGGAAGACAUGCUCGCUCAUCGACCACUGCAAGUGACGCACUUCACCGGCACAUCUGCUGAGCGACUUCUCACCACAGCCACGCGCAACUCCAAGAUCAAGGGUCUAGAUUUACGUGAGGCACAUCGCAAGAUUGGGUAUUAUCUGGCGCUGCACUGUCUCGGUGACCUUUUGGGCUUGGCGGCUUUCGACAUUCCACAUGUUCAGGCAGGCAAGAGCACUACUGGCCAUAAGCUAGCAGAAGAGGAGAUUGUGAUUGUGCCGCUGAUGCUGGGUGGCGAGCCGAUGGCACUUGGGGUGGCUGAACUGUUCCCUAACGCACUAUUCGUCCAUGCUAAGAAGCCGGAUGAGUUGCAGGGCAAGCAUCUCUUCGGCAUCAAGACGGUCAUUCUGGUCGAUUCGGUUGUGAAUGAUGGUACCUCCGUGGCGGAGUUCGCCAUGCAAAUUGACAGGAUCGUUUCCGGAGUCCAUAUCGUGGUUGUAGCCAACGUUGUGCAAGCAUUGUGCGCAAACUCCGAUGGACCGCUUGCUCGGGCUCUCCCACCGCGCAGUAAGGUAAGCCUUGUGGCUCUCCGUCUGUCGACGAACAAGUACAAGGGUUCAGGAGGGACCGACACGGGCGCUCGCUUGUUCAACACGACGGAGAUGGAAACGAUUGAGAACCAGCGGAAGAAGGUAUCGCAGCAGGUGCAGUGA
Messenger RNA from Recurvomyces mirabilis, 1998 nucleotides. RefSeq lists its product as uncharacterized. Bases 1 to 1998 code for a protein of 665 amino acids. Gene Ontology annotation, cellular component: cytoplasm. The transcript has 2 exons. Lineage: Eukaryota; Fungi; Ascomycota; Dothideomycetes; Mycosphaerellales; Teratosphaeriaceae. The record is from RefSeq and is a predicted model, not a curated record. Gene Ontology annotation, biological process: L-serine biosynthetic process; dephosphorylation. Gene Ontology annotation, molecular function: ATP hydrolysis activity; L-phosphoserine phosphatase activity; magnesium ion binding.